Soboliphyme baturini is the source of this 1082-nucleotide messenger RNA. The record is from the annotation of a GenBank genome assembly. NCBI's taxonomy places the organism in Eukaryota, Metazoa, Nematoda, Enoplea, Dioctophymatida, Soboliphymatidae.
AUGAAUUUCAUAAAUGAUUCUGUUUUAGGUGUGGGUCAGCGAGGAACCGAAGAGCUUACGUCUCACCCGUUUUUUGCACCAAUCGACUGGAACCGUCUUUAUAAUCGAGAGGUACAGCCGCCGUUCAAACCUGCAGUCAGCAAAGCUGAAGACACAUUUUAUUUCGAUUCCGAAUUUACUUCCAGAACUCCCAAAGAUUCACCCGGUGUUCCUCCGAGCGCAACGGCGCAUGAACUAUUCCGUGGCUUUAGCUUCAUAGCUCCCCAGCUAUUGGACGAAAAGCGCUUCAACGACUCGAAGCCUGCGAAAACGAACGGUCUGCAACUUGUGAAACCUGUGGUGUUUUUUGCUGAGUACGAACUGAAGGAAGAGAUGGGUACCGGCACGUACUCUACAUGCCGUCGCUGCACCCAUCGUGGUACGAAGUCCGAAUAUGCAGUCAAAAUAAUCAACAGAUCAAGACAUGAUCCAUCAGAAGAAGUGGAAAUCUUGUUGCGAUACAGUCAUCAUCCAAAUAUCGCAACACUUAGAGACGUGUUUCAAGACAGCAAUUAUGUGUACCUAGUCUUCGAGCUGUGCAAAGGCGGUGAGCUGCUCGACCGUAUAUUGCAGCAGAAAUGCUUCUCAGAGCGCGAAGCGGCAGCACACCUGUACGUCGUCGUCAACACCAUUGAAUAUUUGCAUUCUAACGGGGUGGUUCACAGAGAUCUGAAGCCGUCAAACAUCAUGUAUGCAGACAACAGUGGCAGUCCUGAGAGUCUCAGACUGAUUGACUUCGGUUUCGCGACGCAGUUGCGCGCUGAGAAUGGUCUGUUGAUGACGCCUUGCUUCACGGCCCAGUUCGUCGCCCCCGAAGUCUUGAAGCGCCAAGGUUACGAUAAAGCAUGCGACAUAUGGUCUCUGGGCGUUCUUCUGUACACCAUGCUUUCGGGGUCCACACCGUUCGCGACGGGACCAAACGAUACAGCCGCUGAAAUACUUUCCAGAGUCGGGGAGGGGCGUUUUUCCAUCAACGAAGGCAGAUGGAUGGCUAUAAGUGACCUUGCUAAGGUAAAUGAGCUUUUUAUUCUUUUACUCUAGAU